AUGGAAACAGCUUCUUCCGCUUCUUCUUCUUCCUCAGCUAACAGGUACGGUUCCAACUCCUUCUCCCUCUCACAAGCUUCUUACCAAGCCCUUGUCAAUGGCGUCACUUGCAACCCACCUCUCUGCCUCCCUCAUCCUCGCCCCCAUCGGCGUUCGUCGGCUCCUCGGUUCUUCCUCCAUUUACCUCAACAACCCAUCUCUUUGCCGAUCAAAAAUCUGCAAUCAGUCGCCAUUUUCUUCUUCUGGGCGCUUGCGAUUCUCAUCAUUUUGCGGGAAAAUCUCGGUCCUCUUCUUGUAAGUGAGAGUUUCAUCUUCGUUUUCGCCGGAGUUGCGUUUCUUGUUGAGUUUUCCGUGAUUGGUAAGGGGAUUACUGGUCUUGGUGGUGAUUUGUAUCACAUUUCUGGAGGAUUAACCCUUCUUUGCGCUUGUUCCUGCUUGUUUUUAUCUAUGAAACCGUCUGCAUUUUUCGCUGAAUUUCUACUUUCCUCUGGCUUAACGUUUAAGGGCACAUGGCUGUUUCAAAUUGGCUUGUCUUUGUAUACCGAUGCAUUUGCUUUGAAGGGUUGUCGUGCAAUGUUGGUGUUGCCUGCUACUGGUGACGCUUUUGUACAAUGUGAUCUUGAGGAAGAUGGUCUGAGGGGCAUUGCUUUGAUGAACCUAAUAUUCAUUGGCCAUGUUGUUUUAGUUUUGAUAUUGGGUUUAGGUUUGAUUGGCUUGUUGUCCAGCAACAGGAAUUUUAGGAUCGGCCAGGGAAGUGGCCCAUUGUUGGCUGAGCUUGGACAGGAGACUGUUGAUUCGCUCAGCUCCUGAGCUUGAAAUGGACUGAAGGUGUAGCUACACAUUCUUGACGGUAUUCUUCAUAUCAUUAUGUCAUUAUGUUGAAGAACAAAUGAUUUGUUCAUUCAUGCUUUAGGCCACAGUAAAUGUUUGUAAGUUUCUCUGUUUUUUAAUCUUCUUUUUGAAGUAUUGAUUAAUAGAGAAUUUAGUAGAUUAGUUUACCUCGUAGUUCAUUAUGUCCA
This is a messenger RNA of Cucurbita maxima (winter squash), 1019 nucleotides long. RefSeq lists its product as uncharacterized. NCBI's taxonomy places the organism in Eukaryota, Viridiplantae, Streptophyta, Magnoliopsida, Cucurbitales, Cucurbitaceae. The transcript has 3 exons. The coding region runs from base 1 to 810 and encodes 269 amino acids. The record is from RefSeq and is a predicted model, not a curated record.